CAUCACUCCGUCCAAACUUCUCGUGUGAAAACUUUGCUGCCGGAUUCACCAGUUGGAUGCUGAAUCUGGCAGGGGUCCAAACAACGGAUGCACUCUACACCAAUGAGAGCAUCCAUUUCAACAAUCGGUUCCCCAUAUGGCACUGAAGCCCCUCCUCCACGCACUAACCCGGCACACGGUCUCAUUCAUGUUCUAAGACAGCACUUCACUGCAAGCCUCCGAGUCCUGGUCCUGGGAUCAAGUCUUCUGGUCUGAUCCCGACUGGCCUGCUGAGACUUUACUCACAAAGAUACUUUAGAAGAAAACUCUGAGGCGGACUGUGGGCUGUGUGAGGAGUGGAGUCCAUCCAGCAGGUGACCAUUGCACUCGAGGUGACGUUUGGAGAUUUGCACUUGGACAGUGCUCGCAAUCACUGGGAGAGUGUUUUUAUCACCAUCGUUUGAGCUUUGAAAGACACUGUGGGAGGUUUUUUUAAAAAAAAUCAUCACACAGCACCGGUCGUUUUUUUCCCCAAAGCUCCGCGAAAUCUCCGUUUCUGCAGUUGGGCUCUGGAGCAGCGCAAAGCACCAGAGUGAUUGGAUCUUGUCUUGUUCUUCAAGCUCCCCAAUUCAACUUUUUAACCCGACUUUUUAACUUCCAAAAAAGUGCAUCUCAAGGAAAGGCAGGGCUUAAAUGUUUGGGAUCCAGGAUCAUCUGAUACGAGACGGGAGCGGAUUAAAAGAGAGAAGUCUUGGAGACGAGAUGGAUCCAGUCCGCUCCUGGGUGCGUAACGUCGGGGUUGUGGAUGCGAACGUCGCGGCGCAGAGUGGAGUCGCUCUGUCCAGAGCUCACUUCGAGAAACAACCUCCUUCCAACCUCCGCAAGUCCAACUUCUUCCACUUUGUCCUGGCUCUGUAUGACAGACACGGCCAACCUGUGGAAGUGGAGAGAACUGCCUUUGUGGACUUUGUUGAGCAUGACAAGACAGGAGAAAAGACCAACAACGGCACUCACUACAAGUUGCAGCUCCUCUACAGCAACGGAGUUCGUACAGAGCAGGAUCUUUAUGCUCGACUCAUCGACUCUGUCACUAAACAGCCUAUAUCAUACGAGGGACAAAACAAGAAUCCAGAAAUGUGUAGAGUUUUGCUCACACAUGAAGUAAUGUGCAGCCGCUGCUGUGAGAAAAAAAGCUGUGGAAACAGAAACGAGACACCCUCCGACCCAGUCAUCAUUGACAGGUUUUUCUUGAAGUUUUUCCUGAAAUGUAACCAGAAUUGUCUGAAGACAGCAGGAAACCCCAGGGACAUGAGGAGAUUUCAGGUGGUCUUGUCCAGCACUGUGAGCGUAGACGGACACGUCCUAGCUGUGUCUGACAACAUGUUUGUCCACAACAAUUCCAAACAUGGACGGAGAGCACGCAGACUGGAGCCAGGGGACUCUGUGGAGAAUAGCAUGGAGUACGCGACACCAUGUAUUAAAGCCAUCAGCCCCAGUGAAGGCUGGACCACUGGAGGAGCCAUGGUCAUUGUCAUAGGGGAGAACUUCUUUGACGGGCUGCAGGUGGUGUUUGGGAGCAUGCUGGUGUGGAGUGAGCUAAUCACACCUCACGCUAUCCGUGUGCAAACACCUCCGCGACACAUCCCAGGGGUAGUGGAGGUCACACUGUCUUACAAAUCUAAACAGUUCUGCAAGGGAGCUCCUGGACGCUUCAUCUACACAGCUCUUAAUGAGCCAACCAUAGACUACGGCUUCCAGCGUCUUCAGAAAGUCAUUCCUCGACAUCCUGGUGACCCAGAGAAACUCGCCAAGGAGAUCCUAUUAAAACGAGCAGCAGAUCUGGUGGAAGCUCUGUACGGGAACCCUCACAGUAACCAGGACAUGUUGCUGAAGCGUGCAGCCGACAUCGCUGAGGCUCUAUACAGUGUUCCCCGUCCUCACAGUCAGCUGCAGGCACUGCCAAGUUCACCUGCCCAUGGGAGUGUGAUGGGUCUGGGCUCUUACCCCUCUCAGUUGGGUGUCAGUAUCGGGGAGCCAGGACAGAGCAGCCAAGGUUACAUUCGGAACACUAGCAGUCUAUCUCCAAGAGGUUACCAAUCAGCCUCUACUCCUCAGCAGUCAGGCUACGGGGGCAGCACCGGGAUGACUGGAGGCUAUGGGACAGUUCCUAUGACCAGCUUAGGUGUUCCUGGUUCUCCUGGUUUCAACAGUGCCUCCCCCACUGGUUCCCCUUACAUCAUGCCCUCCAGCCCCACUAUUCCUGGAAGCUCCAGUUCCUCAUCUUCUCUCCUGCCUUUCUCCUCCUUCCCAUCUGCUGCUAAACAGAAAAGUGCUUUUGCUCCUGUCCUCAGACCACAAGGCUCUCCCUCCCCGGCCUGUCCUGCCUCAGGGGGGAACAGUUUCAGAGGUAGCCACCCAACUCACUAUCUGACUCCGCUGUCUGAACUCACAAAUGCAGUCUAACCCUUUAUACUAACCACCUUCAAAAGCUACAGUAUGACUGAACAAGACUCAAACCACAGUUGCUGGAUGUGCAUACAUACAAGACCAGAAUUAGAAUCAUAGACCUUGUAUAUUUUUUUUUCUCCAGCGAUGGUGGGCAUUCAGUGUUCCCCCGAUGUAGCAAAGCAUCCCAAGUCAAUCUACCCCAGACCAAGCUUCACUUAGCCCCCGUUUUUGGCACUGGGUGGAUGGGGACAUGAGGGAAAAAAAUCAAAAGUAGCAACUAUAUAAAAAAUGUUCUUCCUUGAAGCCCCCUCUCACCACCAUUUUUAAGUCCUCUUUUUUAUUCACGUGGAUGAACGCCACAGGGUAUGACAGUGUCCAAAGAGAUGUGCUCUAGAGCCAGGGGAGGGUACUUCACUAACAACUACAGACAGACAGACAGACGAACAUAGCGGCUGCCUAUCGAACAGCUCCUGACUGGACCAGGCAUAGUCGUGAUGGUAAAAAAGGAAAACAGCUCCCACUUUCACCUCAAGCUUCAAAACCAUCUGUACAGACCUCUGACCUGCGCUCGCAUGCAGUAUUCCACCCUCCCGACACCCGUCUGAGCGUGUUGUGAGAGCACUGUUGUGGUUGGAGGAUGAAGGACAACUCUGAUGAAAACAUGUAGCUCUGAAAAAAGCAGGGUGCGGUUUUGUCUGUGUAUGCACACCUUAAAUGGCAUGUGUUUACACUGUCUGUGAGUUAGUGAGAGAGUUGAUUUUUCUUUUUUAGACUUUUUUGAAAACAAUUAACAUUCUGGAAAAAUAGACCCCCUCCCCCCUUUGUUUUUGUUCUGAUCUUGACUGUUUUACAAGGGAAGUAUACUCUCUGUCCUAAGGGUUAUUACUAAAGGAAUUCAUAUAUUGAUUUAUUUAAGAACAAGCAAUUUAACUUAUUAUAGUUAGUAUAGGGUAUAAUAUAAAUGUGUUUUAUAAUGUGGUCCAGCUGUCACUGAAACAAAGCCUAAUCAACAAUUAGUAGAACAGGAAAUUUGUGAAAAAGUUUUAAAAAGGAGAUCAUUCUGUAGUGGAAAUGAACUCCUGCAGGGUUUUUCAGAAUAAAACUUACGGCAGCAGCAGCUAUUGACCCUGUGUAAAGAAAAUUGUUAGGUAGCCUUAUUCUUAUUUUUCAUUUCACUUAUUUAAAAUGCAUGCGUUGUCACAAAGACACUCCAAAGUGACUUUAUUCUAUGUUCUUUGUUUAUUUUAUUUUUAACACAUGUCAAGUUGGUAGUAUGCAGUAAACAGGAAGUGAAAGCACAACAGCUGAGUGUGUAAAGUGUUCUUAUAUCAGUGUCAUGUGUU
Cynoglossus semilaevis (tongue sole) is the source of this 3770-nucleotide messenger RNA. It is a transcript of the gene ebf2, whose product is annotated as EBF transcription factor 2. Bases 673 to 2442 code for a protein of 589 amino acids. Lineage: Eukaryota; Metazoa; Chordata; Actinopteri; Pleuronectiformes; Cynoglossidae. Gene Ontology annotation, molecular function: DNA binding; DNA-binding transcription factor activity. The record is from RefSeq and is a predicted model, not a curated record. Gene Ontology annotation, biological process: regulation of DNA-templated transcription. The transcript is spliced from 15 exons.